This is a messenger RNA of Psilocybe cubensis, 5004 nucleotides long. RefSeq lists its product as uncharacterized. The transcript is spliced from 10 exons. Lineage: Eukaryota; Fungi; Basidiomycota; Agaricomycetes; Agaricales; Agrocybaceae. The record is from RefSeq and is a predicted model, not a curated record. The coding region runs from base 1 to 5004 and encodes 1667 amino acids.
AUGGCCACCAUGCUGGAGACACCCUCGCGCAUUUGGCGGCGCAUUGAAGCGAUUGAAGAUGAAGACAUGCCCUCUCUUCCCUCCCUCCCGCCGUUUGAACACUCUGGUAUAAUUGAGGAAACUACCAGAGAACCCUCGGACCAACCAGACUCCGAUGACCAGUUUGACGAAGACUUUGAGAGCGAGACAUCUCCCCUGCAGUCAACACCCGCAUCUACCCAACAUACAAUAACGUCGGCUUUGCGCGCUCCAUCCAGUACAUCUAGUACUGCAAGAUUCGCGCACUCGAUUGCCUCGAGGUCAAAUCGAUCCGUAAACAACAUGACUGCAUCGCGCGGUAUGUCAAGUCGACGAAGUCACCAUGAUAGCUUUGAUAUUCCAUCGCUACCGCGAAUACAGCCCAACUCGGCACCCACAACCCGUCAAGACGAGUCGGAUGGAGGGGAGGAGGAGAGCAAGUCAAGCGUGCCAGAAGUUUAUCUCCCCCCGGAAGGGGACGCGGACGAUCAUGAGCAAGAAUACUCACUCACCGAUGCACUCCAAUCGAUCAGCAGAUCUAGUACGCCUCCAAUUUCUGCCCAGGUCGGUCGCGAGAACACACCUAAGAAGAAUUAUGAUUACUCUGUUAGUCUAAAGUCAGAACCAAAGGCCUCCCCUUUUGAGAAAUAUCGGAAUGUAGCUUUACGCAGAACAAAUCCGACCAGUGCUCGUAUACGAACGCCUUCCCUUUCUAGGACAUCAUCUUCUCAAACAACUUCACCCGCCAACUCUACUCCACAAAGUAACAGAUCUGGUCAAUUGCCUCGCUCACAGACUGCUUCUCCUAUUUCAGCAAGAGGCAUUCCUUUGCCACGUUCUACAACCGCUUCACCGGCGACACAUAUACGGUCCCCAGAAGGUGAUGAAGACCAGUCUAUCGAAGCACCCAACUUCAGCAACGACACCAAUGACAAUAGUGCUCGGUCAAUGGAUAUAACAGAUGUGCACGUGUCUCCACCUCGAGUAGAUGGUGAAGAUGGUCAGACUACUGAGGAAUCAGAAUCUCAGCAAGAAAGCCAUCAGGAUCUUGGCACAUACACUGAGGGAUCUCAUGAUGGACACGAACCUACUUUUUCAUCUGAAGGAGAACCUACACCACAUGCAAACAACAGUGCCACGGCACAAAAUAAAAGUGCAUUUUCAUCCCCCUCACAGUCUGUUGCAUUUACACCGACUCCUGCAUUUCCCCGACCGAGGGCAAGGUUCGAUCUUCCUCCACCGCCCAGCGACCUUUUGACAACUCCUGCGUCUCGAAACCCUGAAGAGGAUGAAGACUAUGAACCGCACGGUGAUCUUCUAACACCACAUACCAGACGCCGUUCGUUCCUGCUCUCUGUCAUCAACUCUACAGCGCGCCCUCGGAUGAAAGUCCCAACUCCACACCCAAAGAGGUUCGGUUCACCUCUAGCCUCUGCCGAGGAAUCUACACCCGGUCCUAGUUCUAGCGCUUCCCCUGGGACAAGUUUGCAAUCAGCUUUUGCGGGGGUUACUCCUCGUCCACGCAUGGCAGUAGUUAGACGAAUGUCGCAUCCCUUGUCGCAGGCGGUUACCGCAUCUUCGGGAUCGUCAGACGGUGCGCGCAACCCAGCGUCAUGGACUACUCCAGCCCAAGCCUCACCCUACGAUGGGGUAGCGGACCGCGCAUCGUUCAUAUCUACAGCGUCAUCGCAUGACUUGACAACCCACCAAAGGGCGAACACAUCCUUCGACCCGGCUAUGGGUUUCGGAUCGGGUGCACCUGGACAUGGUGUUGGCAGGUUUAAUGCUGGGAAGCUGAACACCUACUUACAUGGCUUGAACAGGCGGUUACAAGAGGAGAAUGAAAUUCUCAUUGAGAAGAUGCGGAAGAUGGAAGAGGAAAAGAAGACCGAGCCGUCGUCUAGUUCCGCUCCGGGUGACACUAGCAGACGAUUGAGUGCUGCUAGCCGUAGAGCGAGCGGUGUUGGGACUUCAUUGGCCAAUGUACAGGAUGUACCGGAGGAAGGGUGGUUAGAGGAGAAGGCAGAGCUGGAGGAUAUGGUAGAGGCCUUUAAAAUCGAAGUAACGAACUGCAUGGCGGAGAAGGAGGAGGUCGAGCAGGCGCUUGAGAGAGAGAAGGCUGAACGUGAGCGAGAUAUAGUCAGGUGGAAAGAAAGGAUGUCAGAAGUUGAACAGGGUGUUUCGGGUAUCGUUCAGGGCUUGGAGCAGAAAGUUAUAGAGGCUGAAGAACGGGUAAAGACCGUGGAGCAAGAGGCUGAGCGGCGUAUCAAGGAUGUAGAGAAGGCUCUUGCGGAGGCACAAGGAGAAAGAGAUGUCGCCACUGAGCGGGCGUCCAAAGCGGAGAGGGUCCUCGAGAGUGGCAAGGAGCUUGGAGGUGCAUUGAAGGAGGCAAAUGACCGUGUUGCUCAAGUCAUGGGAGACCUCAGAAAUGCUAACGCGCAGAUCAAAGAGCUCGAAGAUGAAGUCAUGCAUUCUGAUGCUAGGAUUGACGAGCUGGAGAAAGAAGCCAAGGAGGACAAGGAAAUCAUCUCCGGUCUUGAAACUGAACUGACUUCGACGUCUGACGCGUUAGCCGCCGAACGUGCGAAGAGCAAACAACUUGAAGACACAAUCCGUCGAUUGGACGAGGAACUCAGGUCCACCAAGGCAUACGUUGAUGAACUCGAAGAAGGCGCUGGCGAUGCCAUGCAAAAGAUCGAACAGCUCGAGGGAGAACUUGAACUGGCGAAGGAGAACAUGAAGGUUAUGGCUACUUCAGAAGAGCAAGCUUCGCAGGAUGUCAAGUCACUUCAAAACGAGCUCAUCAAAGCACAGGAGACAGCGCGACAGAUGGAAGAUGCCCUUGAAGAUGCAGAGCAGAAGAUGAUGAAAGAUGAAGAAGCCCUGGCCGAGCUUCGUUCUAAAGUCGCAACACUGGAGAGGGAGCGCCAACGUGAAGCUAGCAACACUUCUCGAGAUGUCUCUCGUGGCCCUGUUGAAGCAGGACCUACGGAGGAAGAGUAUCAGGAACUGGAGAAAGAGCUGGAUGAUGCCGAGAGGGAGAUCGCUAGACUGAACGCCCUCCUGAAUCAAUCACCCGCUCGCAAGGCCAUGGACAAAGCCAAGGAUACUAAAAUCGAGUUGCUUGAAAGGGAAAAGGAGGAAUUGCUAGAGAGAAACAGAGCGUUGAGGAUGACAUUUAAUGAAAUGCACACACCCAACAAACUCAUUAACGCAAGCGGAAUUUCACCUAUUCAUCGACAGGUUCUUUCAAUGUCAAUUAGGGCUCCGAGGACGCCUGGUGGUCCAUUGAGAGACAUGUCGUGGCUGCACACUGCGAAUAGCGAGACUUCUGUAACUCCUCUGGUUUCGGAGAUCAACCGUCUUCAAGGCGAACUCGAUCGCGCCAAUGAAAGUAUAGACGACAAGCUUGACAAACUCGAAGAUGCAGGGAUGGGUGUCGUUGGGCUCACCAAAAAGCUUGAGGACGCUCGGGCGAAGAUCGUUACCCUGGAAGAUGAAAUUGCAAGGUUGAGCAGGAAAGAAGACCGACGAGUGCGCAGCCUGGCUCGAGUAAGAUGCCAAAACUGCGACGUCAAAGUCGACCUUCGUCAUCUAACUAAGGACAACGACAAUUCCCUUGAUGUACAUGAAGAUCAACUUCUUGCACAGCCUCCAACGAAGACCAGUGAAGCGCUGAAAGCCAAUCUAGAAUCCGUUAACAAGCAUCUCGAAGAGCUCAAGAGCCAAUGGGAAGCGGAAAAGAGGGUGCUUUUGGGCGAGAAAGCUGUGUUGGAAGACGCAGCAAACCGUCUCAAUAGCCAAGUCAAGAACACUAAAGAGGAGGCUAGGAAAAUUGCCGAGCAAACCAGGGCAGGAGAAAAACUGCGGGCGAAUGUUGAGAAUGAACUUGAGAGGGCAAAGAGAACCAUCUCAGUUUUGGAGAAUGAGCUUGGUUCGGAACGUGCUCGUCUGCGAAGUAUGGUUACAGAGCAGGAGCGCAUACAAAGGGAGAAAAAACAAAUCCUGACGGACCUGACCAGAACAGAAUCCGAUAUGGAAGAGGUCAAACAGCAGCUGCAACGUUUCAAGAAAGAGAAUCACGAGCUUGAAAAGGAGCUUCGAGAAAAUGCUAAUAUUGAGCAAAAGGCUCGUCUAUUGGAGACUCGUGUUGUCGAGAAUGCCGAGACGAUUGAGCAGUUGCGACAAGAGCGCGCUCUUUUAGCCGCUGAUCAUAAAGAACUCCAGCGCCGCUUCGCUGAAGCUUCUGAGACCGCCAAUAAUCUCCGCAACGAAUACGUCGCACAUUCUACCUCUCAUGACAACCGCCGCCAUGAACUCGAUCUGCACAGAUUGGAAAUUGAAGAUCUCCGUCGAGCACUUGAUGAACGUGUCACCGACCUUCAUCGAGUGGAGAAGGAGAAAGAGAAGAUUGCCUCAGAGAAGAGCGAUGUAGCGCGAACGGUUGCCUCCCUUGAAGCUGACCUUAGACGAGUCAGGAAGGACGCAGAAGCGUUUGGACAUGAUUUGAGACAGCUUCGUGGGGAGAAGGAGAGGCUGGAGGUCAAGAGCAAAGAGGAGUUGUCCAAAGCGGAGAGGGCGAAGAAGCAAAUGCAAACACAGAUUAGGUUGUUAACUGAGCAGUUGGAUGGACAAAAAGAGAAAACCCUCCACGCACUGGACCAACUGAAGAGUCAUGUUUGCUCUGCGGAUGCUACUCAGCUUUCCGAAUUGAAGCUUCGGCACAACAAAGAGUGUAAAGGUCUGAUGGUGCAGAUACGAUAUUUGAAGGCGAAGUGCACCCGCGAGUCUUCCUUCCGCGAUGGCCUGACCUAUCAAAAGAAAUAUCUGUUGGAGCUCCUUGCUGCAUUUGAGAAGAGUGAGCGGACAAUCUUUGCCUCAAUAGCCAGGAUAGGCUUCCCUGUAGCCAACCCUCCCCCGAAGAGGAAGGUCCAUAAGCUCAAGAGUGUGGCACGAAUGGUGAUAUUCCUGUCGCGCAUUAGGUAA